Molecule: messenger RNA, 2894 nt
Organism: Oryzias latipes (Japanese medaka)
Lineage: Eukaryota; Metazoa; Chordata; Actinopteri; Beloniformes; Adrianichthyidae
Product: CD109 antigen-like
Cellular component (GO): extracellular region
Molecular function (GO): endopeptidase inhibitor activity
Source: RefSeq, a predicted model, not a curated record
CUCAGGUAACUCUAAAUUGGAGCAAAGAGAAGGCUCAGCCAGGUGAGCAGGUGUCCCUCACUGUAGCUGCAGCUGAAUCCAAAGUUCAGGUUGGAAUUGUGGUAAUGGGGGCAGACAGUUCAAUGCUUCAGUCUGCUCCGGAUUUCAAGCUCGAACAGAUUUACAACCUAAAGACGAUGAGCAAUGUGAGAGUGAAUAACAACAUGUUGCCUAGAAAUGAGAAUGAUCUUUUCAAUAAUCUGGAUAACGAUCUUACGGUUGAGAAGCACUGGAGAUACUGGAUGGACGGAACUGACUCUGUGUCCUGGUUUGACACUUUUGUAAGUGAUAAAUCGUGGACCAGUGAGAAAAUCACAGUUCCUGAUGGUGUGACUUUUCUGGGAGCUGUUGUUCUCGUCAUGUCAGAGAAUCUGGGUUUGGGUUUCACUCCGGUGCCACAAAAGUUGACGGUAUCCAAAGACUUCUCCUUGUCUCUUGUGGCCCCUCCACACAUCAUCAGAGGAGAGGAGAUUGUCCUAGAAGCAAACAUCUUCAACUAUUUAGAGCACAACCUUGAGGUCAUUGUGUUGCUUGCUCAGAGUGAAGCUUUCAAAUUUGUGUUGAGCAAUCAAAGAGACAUGUCUGUGAUAAACGCCAAGCAGUUGACCAUAGGGAGUCAUGCUUCUGCCUCAGCCUUGUUCCCUAUAGAGCCUUUGGUUCUGGGCGAGAUGGAAAUAUCAGUAGAAGCUGUAUCUAUGGAAGCUUCCGACAGCGUUGUUUGGAAGUUACUGGUGAAGCCUGAAGGAAUCGAGCAGUCGUCCUCUCAGACUCUUUUCCUGGAGCUGGCGCCGCAGUCAGACAGCUACUCCAGAUCCGUCUCUUUCUCCUUUCCACCACACGUGGUACCGGGCAGCCAGAUGGCUCGUGUGGCUUUGGGCGGUGAUAUCUUAGCGUUGUCCAUCAACAACUUGGAUUCACUGGUCCAGGUCCCAAUUGGAUGUGGGGAGCAGAACAUGAUCCACUUAGCUCCAAGUCUUUAUGUCCUUCAGUAUCUGGACAAGUCAGGCCAGGACGAUGCAGAGAUCAGAAGCAGAGCUUUGGGUUACCUGACUAAAGGAUAUAAGACGCAGCUGUCUUACCAACGAGAUGAUGGUUCUUUCAGUGCUUUUGGGGAAAGUGAUGCAUCUGGUAGCACUUGGCUGACAGCCUUUGUGCUGCGGUGCUUUCUCCAAGCUCAGACCUACAUCCAGGUGGACCAAGAGGUCCUGAUCCAAGCCCUGAUGUGGCUCCUGAAGCAUCAGGGCCAGCAGGGGGAGUUCUUGGAGGUGGGCAGGCUCAUCCACACAGAAAUGCAGGGAGGAAUGGAUGAUAGCUCAGUGGCUCUCACUGCAUUUGUGCUGGUGGCCUUCCUGGAAGAUGACUCUUAUAAGGAAAAGUAUGCAAGCAACGUGUCUCUAGCCCUGAACUACCUGGAGAACAAACUGUCCACCGGUGUGGUCAGUAACUACAGCCUGAGUCUGGUGGCUUAUGCAUUAGCUCGAGGGAACCGUCCUCUAGCAAGCAGAGCGCUCACUGAACUGAAGAACAGAGCUGAUAAUAUUGGUGGAGUCAUGAUGUGGACUUCCUCUGCUGGCCUGAACUCACAUGACCUCAGCAGGGUACAGUCAGCACAGAUUGAAAUGGCUGCUUACGUGCUGCUGGCUCUGUUUGUGCGUGGCAGUUUCAUCGAAGGCAUUGAGCUGAUGAAGUGGUUAAGUAUUCAGACGAACCAUCUGGGGGGCUUUGGGACAACUCAGGAUACAGUUAUUGCACUACAGGCUUUGGCUUAUUAUGCAGCAUUCAGCGGCGCUAAUGCUAUAAACCUGAAAAUUGACAUGUCUUCAUCGACGUCUUCGUUUAAGAUGUCAUUUAACAUCAACUCUACCAACUACCGGAUGUGUCAAAACCAAAAGAUUAAUGCUGAAAAAGAUUUGCCUUUGAACAUGUACAUACAAGGACAGGGAUUUGCUCUGGUUCAGCUUAAUGCCUUUUACAACGUGGAGAACCAGACAUUUCUGCAAAGCCCCCAGCAGGUUUCAGAUGAGGAAGCAUUCUCAUUGAAUAUUCAUCUUGCUGAAGCCAGUAACCACAGCAACAUGAUCUUGACUAUAUGCACAAGACUGAAAGACAAUCAGAUAAUACCCAACACUGGAAUGGUUAUUGUGGAUGUGGGCAUGCUGAGUGGGCUUGGUCUACUUCCUGAAGCAACCUUCCCCUCAGAUUUGGUUAGGAAGGUGGAAAGUACGCCUGAAAAAGUCCACCUGUACCUGGACUCACUCAAUAAGACUGAGGUUUGCAUGAGACUUCCCAUCAUCAGAAACUACAAAGUGGCUCGGGUUCGGGAUGCCAUGGUGUUGGUUUAUGACUACUAUGAACCCACCAGGAGAGCAAAAAGAACCUACAACUCCGAGAGUCUUUAUAGCAGGGAGUCCUGCUCCUUCUGUGGAGAAAACUGUAACCUCUGCCAAUCUGGAAUCCACAUCUCAAUGAGCAACUCACAAGCAGCUGAUGACAGAACCUUCCGCUUGAGCUUUUUGUUUCUCGGAGCUGCCCUUGUUAGUCUUUUUGCAGUUUGAUCGGUAAAAUGUGUUUGUUUUAACUGAAAAAUUUAGGGUGAGGGGAGUUUUUGCAUGCUGCUUUAAUGUCAUUUACUGUGAGCCGAGAGAUAAAGCAUGACUUUUUUUUUUUUUUAGCAAACAUCAAUAAAAACAGUGAAUCUUUGUAGUCGGCUACUGUUUUACCUCAAUGAAGCAAUAAAAUGUACAUUUGUGUACCUCUUUUGGUUUGCAUUCCUCUAUGUGUCCACAUGAUUUGACUGAAAUACAAAUGCUGAAUAAAGAACCGCCAAGGGUGAAAUUAAAGGAGACUAAACCCCA